AUGGACACCAGAGCUGUUGUUCCUCCACAUCCCAGAGGGAAUGGUAAAGUCCAUGGAGAAGCACCAAGAAGGAACCAGCGAGUGGCUCUUGAAGACAGGACCAACUUAGGGGCAGGUCAGGUUGAAAUUGAAGGGAAGCCCGCGGUUCAGAUUACUCGCCGCAUCACAAGGAGCUUUCAUGCCCAGCUGUUGGCAAAUGCACAGAAGAACAAUGGGAACCCUGUACUAGUUCCAGGAGUUGUAGACAAGGAAGCUAAGAAUAGAAAUGGUUCCGCUGGAAAGAAGGUUACCAAGAAAGCAGCUGAUGAAGAUGUAGUUGUGAUUAGUUCUGAUGAAGAAAAUGAGAAGCCAGUCAAUAGAGGCAAGCCGGUACAAGGUCCAAGGAAAGAAGUGAAGACUCUCACUUCGAUACUAACAGCUCGAAGCAAGGCUAUGGCUUGUGGAGACGCUAACAAACCAAAAGAGCAGAUUGUCGAUUUUGAUAAAGCUGAUGUCAAUGAUGAACUAGCAGGUGUUGAAUAUGUAGAUGAAUUGUACAAGUUUUAUAAGCUUGAAGAGGAUGAAUGCCGAGUUGGAGAUUACAUGGACAAACAGCCAGAUAUUAAUUCAAAGAUGAGGGCUAUCCUUGUAGACUGGUUGAUAGAUGUUCACAGGAAAUUUGAGCUAAUGCCUGAAACAUUCUACCUCACCGUGAAUAUAACUGACCGAUUCCUUUCAAGGAGGAUGGUAACUAGGAGGGAACUUCAGCUAGUUGGCAUCAGUUCCAUGGUGAUAGCAUCAAAGUAUGAGGAAGUUUGGGCUCCGCAGGUCAAUGAUUUUGUUUGCUUGUCAGACUAUGCAUAUAGUGACAAUCAAAUUCGUGCAAUGGAGAAAGCAAUCUUGCAGAAGUUGGAGUGGUAUUUGACAGUUCCAACACCUUAUGUCUUUCUUGCUAGAUACAUCAAAGCUUCCAUUUCACCUGAUGAUGAGAUGAAGAAUAUGGUUUUCUUUCUAGCCGAACUUGGAGUCUUGGAUUAUCAAACAACCAUUAGGCACUCCCCAUCCAUGAUAGCUGCUGCAGCAGUCUAUGCUGCCCGUUGCACCCUAAACAAGAUGCCUUUCUGGACUGAAACUCUGAAGCACCAUACUGGUUACUGUGAAGAAGAUCUAAGGGAAUGUGCCAAGGUUUUGGUUGGCUUUCACUCCAAGGCUGGAGAAAGUGAUGUUAUUAAAGCUGUGUACAAGAAAUACACAAAACCUGAAUAUGGCGCUGUUGCUCGUCGAACUCCAGCAAAAAUUUGUUAGCGGUCUUCAUGAAGAUUUCCUUUCGAGUAUUGGUACUUUUUGUAGACAGUAACAACACCCACCUGAGUGUUGGUCUUUCUGUAAUAGAAAUUGGGUGCCAAGAAGAUUGUCACAACCCUGUGUUCUGUACUGGCUAGUCUGUCCAUGUUGAAUCAUUGAGUAAUUAUAGUAGAUUGGUGUUAUAGGUGGUUUGGUUUGCUCCUUUGGAAACUGAGAGAAGGCAUAGUUUUGCUCCUCGUUGUUUUCUACAUUUUGUUAUAGGAACUGAGUGAGAGUGUUUUGCUCCUUGU
Fragaria vesca subsp. vesca is the source of this 1574-nucleotide messenger RNA. Its product is annotated as G2/mitotic-specific cyclin-1-like. Gene Ontology annotation, cellular component: centrosome; nucleus; cytoplasm. NCBI's taxonomy places the organism in Eukaryota, Viridiplantae, Streptophyta, Magnoliopsida, Rosales, Rosaceae. Gene Ontology annotation, molecular function: cyclin-dependent protein serine/threonine kinase regulator activity. The transcript has 8 exons. Gene Ontology annotation, biological process: mitotic cell cycle phase transition; regulation of cyclin-dependent protein serine/threonine kinase activity. The coding region runs from base 1 to 1284 and encodes 427 amino acids. The record is from RefSeq and is a predicted model, not a curated record.